This is a messenger RNA of Mucor mucedo, 333 nucleotides long. RefSeq lists its product as uncharacterized. The transcript has a single exon. NCBI's taxonomy places the organism in Eukaryota, Fungi, Mucoromycota, Mucoromycetes, Mucorales, Mucoraceae. The record is from RefSeq and is a predicted model, not a curated record. Bases 1 to 333 code for a protein of 110 amino acids.
AUGAAAAACGGCCAAGACUUCCUCGUCCAAGCAUAUGAUUUCGUUUGUCAUGACUCCUUUUCGCAAGGUCCACAAUCAAGUAUUUAUGAAAGCUGCGUUUUAGAUGUUGCUGGCAAUGUUAUAACUCGUAGACUACCAGGUGACGAUUUUGUAAUUGCUGGUCAUGAACAAAAUCGCGUUGAAUUCUUGCUGGACAUGUCACAACCUCCUAUCUCUUCGGAUUACGACACUUCUUCGACGUUGAGUAUUAACAAAUCAAAAUUCGGUAGCAUUUGGUGGCUUCUCAACACGCGUUGUAGUUUGGAAAAAAUCGUAAGAUUACCAAACUUUUAG